UGGUUCCCUUCACUUCCUGUUAAAAUUAUGCUCAACAGAAACAGCAACAUGUGAAAGGCAGACAAAAACCCCCGGUCGCUAUUUCAGAAGAGUGAGAAAAAUGGACGACUCCUCAACCGCCUGAACCCUUCUGAAUGAGAUGGCUCAGUAGGCUUGAGGCGGCACAACAGCCGGAGGAGCUGCCAUGGAUCUCCUGGCCUUCAGUGGACUACAGCUCUCCCCAGAGAAAGAAUUUGACCGAUUGGUGGACUACAGAGCAGAGAAACGAGAGCAUUUAAGAGGACGUAACAAUGCGACUUCGUGCCGGAGCCCCACCAGAGGAAUAGACACAGCACUGAUAAAGCGUGAACUGAAGAAAAAGAGGCAGCAGGAGUUCUUGAGGAGGAGGUCGGUGAGCCCAGAGCCGAGCAGCUCCAGGUCCAUGGACCUUUCUUCAAGGAGAAGACCCUCUCCGGUUGGGUUUUCGACUACACAUUACAGUUUUAGCAGCAAGUCUGAGACACUGCAUACAAACAUGCAAAGUACUGCUAAUGGACAGCCGGCGAUGGUUUUAACAGCAAACAGCAGCAUAACUGACGGGCCAAGCACCAGCAAAUGGGCUUCAUUAUGGUCAGAACAGAUAUCUCUAAUGAAGCAAGAGAAAGGUCAUUCAAAGAAGCAAGUGCCUGCUUCCACACCAGUCAUACAGGAAUCAAGACAGCACCGGAUAAAAAGCACACUUAGUAAAGAUAUUACUAUUAAUGUACAAAAGACAAGCACCAAAACAUUAGUCCAAACUGAAAAGAUUCACCAGAAAUCGUCUAUGAAAACUGAAAAAAAGAAGAUACUGCGAGAGACCGGUGUGCAGUCAGAGUCGGGAUUUGUCACCGUCAGGGAAUCAGAUGUUCAGAAAUUAGAGGACUACUUACAGGAAGCCCUGUGGAGAGAGGAGGUCUUGAAGAAGAAGCUGGCCGCCCUCCAGGAGUGCACGACAAACCUCGUGAACUCAUCAAACAAAAUAUGGACGUCUCGCUGCACUGAAGAUCUGCUGAGAAACAAGAUCAAGACUCUGGAGGCGCAGCUGCAAGUCUGUCUGCUGAAGUUUCCGAAAGAUGGAGUGAAAAAACUGGUGGUGCAGAUGGAGAAGCACAGCCGGAUGUACGAGGAGAAGGCCUUGGUCGCCCUGCAGAAAACCACGCAGGAGAAAGCAGAGGCGCUUAGCAAGGCUGAGACACUGCAGAAAGCGCUAGUUACAGCAAAAGCAGAGGCACUGAGGUGGCAGAGCCUUUUUGAGGAGCUGAAGUUGAGCUCUGGGCAGCUCAGGGAGAAUCAAUACCUCAGUAAUGAACAGCUGCAACAACUGCACAGCCAAGUGGAGCUGUCCAGAUCCAGAGAGGAUGAGCUGAGAGAGGAAGUGCUGUCAUUAAGACAAGAGAAGCAGGAGCUGCAGUACAACAUGUGCCUGCUGGAGGAGGACAACCAGACCUUAAGAGAAGAAAUCCAGCUGCUAAGAGAUGGCAGCGAUGAAAGCCGGGACUUCAUGAUGCAGGAGAGUCUGACGUCAGAGGAAGCAGAGCCACGGCUGACUGUGAGGAGAGACUCUCAGCUGGAGGAGCAUCUCCGUCACACUCAGGAGAAACUCCAGCUCAAGGAGAGAGAGUGUGAGGAGCUGCGGUCGGACCUGCAUGCGAUGGAGCAGGAGUGUCAGUCCAGCCAGGCCCGGCUGUCGCAGUGCAGAGACGAACUCCGGCAACUCAGCCACCGCCGCAGGAGAACAACACCAUGCAGCUCCUGGUGGAAGCUGGUUGUCAUCUUCCUUCUGCUCCUCGCUGCAGCAGCAGUCGUCGUGUUGUGGUUGUGGCAUCCUGAUUUCAGGGAGCAAGUUGAAGAUUUGUACUCCGACAUAGAGACACGCAUCGACGACUAUCUCAUGGAAAUGUCCGCUCCUCGAUACUCGGGCUGUUUUCGACCGAUAUGAUGCGUCACCGCUCAGGAACACGUAGUUUUUAUUAUUGUUGCUUUUGUUUUAAAAUGACAUUUUUAUAGAGUGCAGUUUGUGGAUGUGUUUGCAUUUUAUAUGUUUUUAAAAUUGGAACUAAAGUUUGUGUGAAAUGAGAUAAAGUUGUGAGUUUAUGUGUGCAAAUACAAACACGUGGGGGAAAAAAAGCAACAGUGCUUGUUUGUAAUGUUUUUAAGCUGUUUGUAGCUCACAACGUUUUCAGAAACUGUGAGUCUAAAUUUCACAACAAGAGCAAGGAGCAAGCAAAAGCGAGGAGUUUCUCUUGUACUGUAAGUGGCUCAUAGUCAGCAGCACAACCGUGAAUUAUUAAAAAGCCUUAUUUUUU
Acanthochromis polyacanthus (spiny chromis) is the source of this 2324-nucleotide messenger RNA. Its product is annotated as TRAF3-interacting JNK-activating modulator. Lineage: Eukaryota; Metazoa; Chordata; Actinopteri; Pomacentridae. The coding region runs from base 185 to 1957 and encodes 590 amino acids. The transcript is spliced from 14 exons. The record is from RefSeq and is a predicted model, not a curated record.